AUGCAGAAAGUGAGUGAGGAACGAAUACAAUUAGAGAAUUUAUCAAUUAAUGAAACGAAUAAAGGACAGAUGGAAAGUUUCUCUCAAACAUCGCAUUUGGGCAGACAUAACAGAACUCAUACCGAUGAAAAGCGGUAUAGUUGCACGAUAUGCAAUCAAAAUUUCUCUCAAUCAUCUCAUUUGCGAAAUCAUGUGAGAAUUCAUACAGGUGAAAAGCCAUACAAUUGUACGAUAUGCGGCAAAAGUUUCUCUCAAUCAUCGAUUUUGGGCAGACAUAUUAGAACUCAUACCGGUGAAAAGCGGUAUAGUUGCACGAUAUGCAAUCAAAAUUUCUCUCAAUUAUCUCAUUUGCGAAAUCAUGUGAGAACUCAUACCGGUGAAAAGCCGUACAGUUGUACAAUAUGCGGGAAAAGUUUCUCCCAAUCAUCGGUUUUAGGUAGACAUAACAGAACUCAUACCGGUGAAAAGCCGUACAGUUGUAUGGUAUGCAAUAAAGGUUUCUCUGAUCUAUCCAAUAUGAGACAGCAUGAGAGGACUCAUACCAAUGAAAAGCCGUACAGUUGCCCGAUAUGCAGUCAAAGUUUUUCACGGCCAUCGCAUUUGAAGAGACAUAUGAACUUGUACCAGUAA
Messenger RNA from Cercopithifilaria johnstoni, 630 nucleotides. The record is from the annotation of a GenBank genome assembly. Lineage: Eukaryota; Metazoa; Nematoda; Chromadorea; Rhabditida; Onchocercidae.